AUGAUUCAAUAUUAAUGGUCUUUCUCAAACUCAUAUUUCACACAACCAUUGCAAUAAUAUUUAUAAGUUGCCCAAUCUCAAUUAGCUCUUAUUAUUUAUAUGACCAAAUCUAAACAGAUAGAUCAGAAAUAUAAUACUGCAUAAAAUUUAGACAGCCUAUGCACUAAAAAUACCUUUGACUUAUUUAAUAUUGUAUCAUUUAGGAGUUAUUUAUAUUUGGGUUACCUAAGGAACUUACUAAUCAAUUUAUGGCAAAAUCAUUACAAAGUCUCAUACCCUAUUAUACAUUUUAAUGAGCUAGUAUUUUUAGUUUCAUUAUUGCUUUAUAUGGAACAUUCGAUACAAACCUAUAAAAAUACACUGCUACCCAAUUAUUAUAUUAUGCAUCAGCAUUUUUUGUCUGCAAUCAUCUUUAUUUAUUCUAUUCGAAAAAUAUAAUCAGAAGGAACGAUGUGCAUUAGCUUCCCCCUUGUGACAGAAGAUUAUUCUUAUCAUAUGAAUACCUUUUUAUUUUUAAACACUGAUAAUUUUUGUGUGUAAAUAUUCAUAUUUGAAAUCUUAGGCUUCUAUUAUUCUAUCAAGUUUGAUAAUUUACAGAGGGAAAUCAAGCCUUUCAUUAAGUUUCUCAUAAAUUAGUUAAUGUUUCAUGUCUUUGAGAUUACUAAGAUUUACCUUGUGAUAAAUCUAUUUGUUUAAUUCAAUUCCUACAAGUCAUCAUAGAUGGUAUCUAAUUGGUUAUUGACUAUGACAAGCAUUGUCAUCGCCUUCAUCCAUAACCUUCAUAUAUUAGGGCAAUAUUAUUUAUAAUUAAGGAACUGUAGAGACGGAAGAUUUUUUAAUGACAAUCCUCAAGUUUAAGUUACCAAUUUGAGAGAAGAGGAUUUAGAAAAAUUAGAAAUUAAGUCCUUUAAUUCUUAACUAGAAGUGUAAUAAAAACGAAACUAAGCUGUAGAUUUAGCCUGAUUGGAAGAGUAGAAUAAUAAUACAAUUUAAUGUCCCAUUUGCGGUGAUGAUAUCCAAAAAAAUAGAAAAUUAUAUUACUGGAAUGCUAACAUAUAUUUCAUUCUGCUGUCUAAUUAGAUGGUUGAAAAUCAAGAAUUCUUGUCCCUACUGUAGGAGAUCGGCAGUAAAAUGUUAAUAAUGAUUUUAUAGAUAUAUUUAAUUAUAUAUUUAUGUCUCGUAA
This is a messenger RNA of Paramecium tetraurelia, 1183 nucleotides long. RefSeq lists its product as uncharacterized. Lineage: Eukaryota; Ciliophora; Oligohymenophorea; Peniculida; Parameciidae. The record is from RefSeq and is a predicted model, not a curated record. The transcript is spliced from 4 exons.